AAUGAUAGAGUACUGCUGGGGUAGGCUAGCUGCGUUGUUGACACUACCCUAAUCAAGUCGUACCGUUGAGUGUGAAGUUUCUACAAUGCUGCUUAUCGGGAGCUAGCUGGCUAGCUAGCAGUGUUGGUUACGUUACGUUGCGUUAGGAGAACGACAAUAGCUGGCUAGCUAACCUAGAAAAUCGCUCUAGACUACACAAUUAUCUUUGAAACAAAGACGGCUAUGUAGCUAGCUAUGUAGCUAGCUACGAUCAAACAAAUCACACCGUUGGGACUGUAAUGAAAUGAAAUGAAAAAGUGAUACUACCUGUGGAGCGACGCGGAAUGCGAAAGUUCUAUUCAGUAGACGUUGGCUGGCUAUUGGCUAGCUAGGAGUGUCUCCUACGUUAAGGACGACAAAAUAGCUGGCUAGCUAACCUCGGUGUUGGGGAAUCUAUCAAAUAGAGCACCUCUAACUUUGUACAGUACUAAUGCAAUUAGUGGUGACAUUUAGUUUGUGUGUUUAUUGUUUGAAGUGCAAUAAUCAGGAUCUCUUCUUUAUAAGUGUGUUAUUCUAUAUAUGUAUUUGUGUGAUACAGGAUUAGUUUAGUUUAAUUUGUGUGGUUUUUGUUAGAAAUAGGUUAGUAGUGUAAUAAUCAGGAUCUCUUCUUUAUAAGUGUGUUAUUCUAUAUAUGUAUUUGUGUGGUUUUUGUUAGAAAUAGGUUAGUAGUGUAAUAAUCAGGAUCUCUUCUUUAUUUGUAUUUAGACACUACAAUUUGUUUCUAUCGGUCUUUGCUACUUCUUUUUGAAAUGUAUAGUUUUAAAUGAUAUGGUUAUUUGUUUGUGUUGUUCCAAAUGUCUGAAUAAAAAUGACAGUUGAAAAAAACACAGAAAACAUGAGAAGAACAAAGGAAUGAUCUUUGUCAUCAGGUGGCAAUAACACAACCCUUCUCUCUGACGGACACCGGACAGCCUCAAGCCUUUGUUAAACAGGUGGAACAGGAAGCCAUCAUUGGUGAAAGGUAUGUGCAGGGCUAUAAAAGCUCAAAGUCUUGCAAGGGGACAAUUGAAGUCUGGUGUACAACCAAACGUAUACUGUAGAUCUACAGAGACAUCAUGAGAGUCACUGCAGCCGUCCUAUUGGUCCUCUGUCUCCUGACCAUCAGUCAUGCCUGGGACUGUCAGGAGGUAGAAAACAUCAAGAAUCUGAUGCAGAUCGAUGCAGGACUGGGACAAGUGGUUGCUACGGACACAAGUCAAAUCCCCUACUACCUGGUAGGUGAUGAAUGGAUCCGCCUGCCUGGUUCCCUGAAUCAUAUCACUGUAGGACCAGCAGGGAUCUGGGGUGUCAACAAGGACUAUGCAAUCUACAAGUAUGUGGCCGGUAACUGGGUGCAAGCUUCAGGCCUUCUGAAACAGUUGGAUGCUGGAGGUGAACAGUUUAUUGUGGGGGCCAACAUGGAUGAUACUCCAUUCUGUCUGACACGUAGUGCCACAGUUGGUUACAAGGGUCCAGGCUCACCUCUUCCAUGGACAGGAUUGCCAGGAGCUGUGAAGUACUACAGCUGUGGACCCUUUGGGUGCUGGGCAGUCAACAAGAACGAUGUUAUCUACUUAAUGAGUCUGAAUCAAGACUGUCAACACAACGGGUGGAGUCACAUUGACGGCAAGCUUUCCAUGAUUGAGGUGGCAACUGAUGGUAGUGUCUUUGGGGUCAACUCUGCGGGUAGUGUUUUUACCAGAGACGGCAUCACAGCCAGUAAACCAGAGGGCACUGGAUGGAGCUAUAUCCCAAUGUCCAUGCUCAUGGGUCACGUGACCUAUGACCUGGGCCAUCUUUGGGUCAUCUCCAAGUCUGGAGUCACCAUGGUGUGCACACCUUAGCCUCUCCUCUGCAUCUGAUGCCGUUCGGGAUCUGUCUAAAGUUCACUUGCUAACUCAUUGAUCUCUCUUUCUGGAACAGCCUUCUGCUUGAGAAUGCCCAACAUUAGUUCAUAAGAAUCCUUCAUUCUAAAACCUACUACUCUAACUAUACUUUUCAGUACUUUAUCUCUGUCAAUAGUAAUCACUGAUCUUAAUGAUCUUGCUUCAGAGGUUAUUCAUAGAGAUGGAUGGAAUCCCUUUCAAUGCUUAUUAUCUCAUUAUAUAAUCAUUUCCAUAAAAAAA
Messenger RNA from Oncorhynchus nerka (sockeye salmon), 2144 nucleotides. Its product is annotated as fish-egg lectin-like. NCBI's taxonomy places the organism in Eukaryota, Metazoa, Chordata, Actinopteri, Salmoniformes, Salmonidae. The record is from RefSeq and is a predicted model, not a curated record. The coding region runs from base 1095 to 1862 and encodes 255 amino acids. The transcript has 5 exons.